UUUAGCUUCCGGAGCUGCAAAUUCAAAGUUCAUCGAUGUAAGGAGGGGACAGCGAGAGUGGUAGUGUGGAUGAUGGGUGUACUUCACUCCUAUACUAUGGAGGCAUCCUUUGGGGGGGCCUCAGAGGGACCCCGGGCCGGCACCCACUACAACAUACACGACUUCCUCUCCAUGGGUCGACAGUUCUGUGAAACUCUCUUUGAAUAUUUUGAUCCUCAACCCAUCAAGGAAAAACUGAGGAACAAACUUUGGUCAAGAUUGAUCAAGAAAGGCUCUAAUGCAGAUGAACCAGCAUCCAUUGACUUCAGCGAGAGCAACUCGAGCAGCGGUGACUCAGACAGGCAUGCGACGCCGGUGAGGCUGAGGAAGAAGAAGACACUGAGGAGCACUCGGAAGAAGGUGGGCGUGAGCAGGAGCAGUGUGGCGCAGGUAGUGGACAAGGUCACCACACAGAUGAGGAUGGAUAAGACAGAGCGACGCAGUAAAACUUUACAGCACAGUCGGUCUGGCUCGUCUGGCUCGCCGGUGACCAGUUGCAGAGAACCCUUGGUGGGUGACCGGGUCAGUGGUAGACUGUGUAGUGAAGCUACAUCAGGCGACUCGCUUCUCCACGACACAGUUUACAAGCCUCCACUAGAUACCAAGCCAUGCCUUAAAAAACUACUGGAAAGAAUACCAGUCUCCAGCAGUGCACUUGACCUAAGCUCAGGACGUACCAGCCUUAAACCAACCCAGUACAAGCUAGAGGAAGCUUUGCCUACGCCCUGCUCUGCCCCCCCACUGCGCAGGUCCAGUCAUAGCCUCAUCCGUCCUCCCUUGCAAUCCUCCUCAGCCACUCGGGAGUGCUCCUCCUCUUCCCCUGCCCCAUCAGAGAAACUCACCACUGGCUCUGUGAACGAGUCUUUAGCACACAGACGCAACAACAACAGACACAGGGAUGCCACCAAUAAUGACAUGUGUGACAUAGACAGCCUGGACCCCCAUGAGCCACGUGGAUACCUUGAUGGGGCAACAAAAAGCUAUAUGGAGCGUAUGGGAGAGCUCAUGGCCUCUAGACUUGCCAUCAGUGACACUGAAGAAGGCAGUGUGAGUAACUUCUGGGAAGCUGACCCACCCUCCCGACUCUUGCUGCCCACACCAAGUGUCAGAAGACUGGAGGCCCUGGAGCCAGUGGUGGCCAAGACACGGCUGCACGAUCCUCGACGACCUGCCAGAACCACCCGACCAACACCAACCAUGUACUCCUCCGUCCGCACUGCCCACGUCAUACACCGAGGCACUGCCCACCUACACAGGGUCCCCUUUACUCGCAGGGACAAACAUAAUGAUCAAAUAAAGAACAAAAGAAGAGACAAGGAUGAGGAAAAAUCAUUCCAGUACCUUCAAGAUGACAGAAUGAAAGAGAACGGGCACUUACAAAAUUAUGACUCUAGAUCUGUUUAUAAUGGAUACGACAACAAUAACUUAAUAUGGGUCAGAAAACCUAAUGGAGAUACUUUAGACUAUCUAACGGAUUCAUUGAGUAAUGCAAAUUUUAGUUAUCAUCGCUAUUCGUCUCAGCCGUGCCAGCUGGACAUGGGACCCUGUGAGGAUCUCCUGGUAUCAGGUGAGGAGGUAGUCCUAAGACUAUCGGUCCCCCCAACACCCAAGAUGGUCGUCACUGCCAGGCCUUGGGAAGAAACUUCAGGGUCGCUAGCAUCGCGGAAGGGUAGUACAACUAGGCACAGCAGAAGGGGCAGUACCACUAAAGUUUCCACCACAAGAGAUAUGGAUGAAGAGCAACUGUGUGCUGAUAUUGCUACUUGUGAUACUCUUUUUUUAGACACUUCUGCUCAGGAAACACCAGAACUGAUUGCUGCUAGGAACCUGAAGGGUAAAGUUAAGAAGAAAAAAUCUGUUAAAACACGAGGUGGAAGUGGGGAGACAGAAAAGAGAAAAGAUGAUAAAGAAAGUGAAAGCAACUAUAAGGUCACACAAGAUGAAGACUCCGAAAAACUUUUUAAGGUGGAUGACGGACAUGGGAAAGAGGUGUCUGAAAGUACACCCUCUGAAGGUAAGAUUAAAAAAAAGAUAAAGAUCGUUAUUGGUAAAAAGUCUAAGACCAAAGUAAGUAAGAAAAAUUUACAAGAGAAAUAUUCAUAGGCCAUUUUGCAUAUGAAUACAAUCAGGUGAAGCAUAACUUAAUAUACGGUAGUGCACCAAUUACAGGUACUGUAUACUGUAUUUUUAUAAUAUAUUUUGUCCAAUAAUUUGUUUAUUUUAUCAUAAGUUAGUUAGACUUAAAAGUUUCAUUGAAUAAAAAACUGUUUGUUUAUUGUAUAAUAAGUUAGUCAGAUAUUUCAAUGGCAGCUUGUUUAAAAAAAAUUGAUGAUUGCCCCUAAUAAAUUACUGCAUGGUAUAUAUUGUCUACAUAAAGCUUUUUGUAGUUACAGAUUGUGAAUAAUGUGUUUUCAUAAUGUGAUAAAAAUUACUGUACUGUAUACAGUAUAUGCAACAAGACCAAAGCUCAGUCUAGGACCAACAAUGCAUUUAGAAGCAUUAUCACCUUUUACAAUUUUCACAUUUCUUAUUAAAAAAUUUUGCGAUAGCAUCAGCGAGCCUAUAAAGAAAAUGUGCUGUGUGUGAAUUUUGGCAGUGAGAAAGUAGUGUGUUUAUACUGUACUAUACACAAGGUUAGCACAAAAAUAUAAGCAAAUUCUUAGGA
Homarus americanus (American lobster) is the source of this 2704-nucleotide messenger RNA. RefSeq lists its product as uncharacterized. The record is from RefSeq and is a predicted model, not a curated record. Gene Ontology annotation, molecular function: metallocarboxypeptidase activity; zinc ion binding. Gene Ontology annotation, biological process: proteolysis. Lineage: Eukaryota; Metazoa; Arthropoda; Malacostraca; Decapoda; Nephropidae.